AUGUCUGUCUCUGUAUUCUUUGAUCUCUCGGAACUACCUUGGAACAUUUCUGUUAAUCAGUAUGAAAAGUUUGUAGAUAUCAAUCAUUUACCAUCAGAUAAUUACCAAAAGAGAUUUGUAGAUAUUCCUGUUGCAACACAAAUAGACUUUUCUCCUCUUUUCCUACACAACCUAAAUUGUUGUUUACCAAUUUUCCCUCUUCAUUAUAAUCCACUUCACAAGAUUGAGAAACUUAAUAGAGAGACACAUCUAAUUGAAUACAAAGGUACAGAUAUCCUCUGGGUAAGAGAUAUAGCACAAAAGCCUGGAAGUCAGAAUGCCGAGUUUGUUAGACAGGUUUCAAAUUGGAAUGAUCAGAACAACCUUGGAGUUGUUUGUAGUGCAAGAUCAGAGUUUCGACUAUUACAAAUAAAUGCACAUUAUCGUCCUGAUGUAGCAUUCAAAACUCAUGCUAUAUAUAAUCUUGACCCCCCAAAUAUUCAAAAUAAUCAUCAUUCAAUAUAA
Messenger RNA from Heterostelium album PN500, 504 nucleotides. RefSeq lists its product as uncharacterized. Lineage: Eukaryota; Evosea; Eumycetozoa; Acytosteliales; Acytosteliaceae. The record is from RefSeq and is a predicted model, not a curated record. The transcript is spliced from 3 exons. Bases 1 to 504 code for a protein of 167 amino acids.